This is a messenger RNA of Lycium ferocissimum, 2586 nucleotides long. RefSeq names its product probable rhamnogalacturonate lyase B. The transcript is spliced from 15 exons. The coding region runs from base 482 to 2398 and encodes 638 amino acids. Gene Ontology annotation, biological process: carbohydrate metabolic process. NCBI's taxonomy places the organism in Eukaryota, Viridiplantae, Streptophyta, Magnoliopsida, Solanales, Solanaceae. Gene Ontology annotation, molecular function: catalytic activity; carbohydrate binding. The record is from RefSeq and is a predicted model, not a curated record.
CAAUAUUCUGAAGAUCAAGCUAGCUUGGGAUUAAGUUUACUCUUAUUGAGUACUAGAAAAAACCUUUAAGCCUGUCUAUAGGAAAGUAAACUACUCAUUAACUACUAUUCUGAAAUCCACACAAUUCAUGAUUUCAUGAUCAGUUGUCAUACUUCACCUUGGCGAUUCUUACACGCUAAAGUAAGUGUAAUUGUACCAAACAGUGUUGACGAGUAAGCUAAGUGAUCUACAAUUUGUUAGUAUCAACUAAAGUUUGCUUUAAAAAAAAUAAGAAAUCAAGAAAAGUGUUUGUUAAAACAUGCCCGUACUCCAUACUAAUACCUUACAUGCUUCCACUCCCAAACUGAAACAAGAGGUAAACAAUCUCUCUUAUUUCUUCUUUUUUAUGUCAUACUUUUUGGACUUUCAUAUCUUGGGGAAUAAAGCAAAGAUAUUUCAUUUUUGCAGUAGUUAAGAAGACAUUGAAUAAGCAAGAUCAAUUAUGGCUCCCGGAGUACAGCUUCGUCUUCACGACGAUCACCAUGUGGUGAUGGACAAUGGUACUCUCCAAGUGACUUUAUUAGUACCAGAUGGCAUUGUAACUGGUAUCACAUACAAUGGCGUCGACAAUUUGCUUGAGGUUCUAAAUGAUGAACAAAACAGAGGAUACUGGGACGUUGUCUGGAGUUCGGCAGGAUCUGCAGGGACUACUGGAACAUUUGAAAGGCUCAUAUGCACAACCUAUAAGGUCAUAUUGGAAACAGAUGAUCAAAUAGAACUGUCUUUUUCAAGGACAUGGGAUGUGUCGCUUCAGGACAAGCUUAUUCCCCUGAACAUAGACAAAAGGUUUCUAAUGCUUAGAGGUUCCUCAGGCUUCUAUUCUUAUGCAAUUUAUGAACAUUUAGAGGGAUGGCCUGGUUUCAACCUUGAUGAGACUAGGAUUGCAUUCAAGCUCAGAAAAGACAAGUUUCAUUACAUGGCUAUGGCAGAUAACAGGCAGAGAUAUAUGCCUUUACCUGAUGACAGGUUACCGGGUAGAGGACAACCACUUGCUUAUCCUGAAGCAGUCCUGCUUGUCAAUCCCAUCGAGCCUGAGUUCAAAGGCGAGGUGGAUGACAAGUAUCAGUACUCAUGUGAGGACAAAGAUCUGAAGGUCCAUGGAUGGAUUUGUAUGGAUCCAUCGCUAGGAUUCUGGAUUAUUAUUCCCAGUGACGAAUUUCGAUCUGGAGGACCCCUUAAACAAAACCUCACUUCUCAUGUUGGUCCAACUGCUCUUUCUAUGUUUCACAGUGCUCAUUAUGGAGGAGAAGAUUUGGUUUCAAAGUUUGGACAAGGGGAGCCAUGGAGAAAAGUCUUUGGACCAGUUUUUAUAUAUCUGAAUUCUGUUGAUGCAGGGGAGGAUCCCCUUACUCUCUGGGAGGAUGCUAAAAUACAGAUGCUAAUAGAAGUUCAAAGCUGGCCUUACAGUUUUCCAGCCUCUGAGGAUUUUCCGUCAUCGUCUCAACGUGGUAAUAUUAGUGGAAGAUUGUUAGUCCUAGACAGAUACUUCAACGAUGAUAAGAUUUCUGCUUCUGGGGCAUAUGUUGGCUUGGCUCCACCAGGAGAAGCCGGUUCAUGGCAAAGAGAAUGCAAGGACUACCAAUUCUGGACAAGAGCAGAUGAGGAAGGCAAUUAUGUAAUAAGUGAUAUACGAGCAGGCAACUAUAACUUGUAUGCAUUUGUCCCUGGAUUCAUCGGAGAUUACAAAAGUGACAUUAAAGUUACAAUUAGCUCAGGCUGCAACAUUGAGAUGGAUGAUCUUGUCUUUGAGCCUCCAAGAAAUGGACCUACACUUUGGGAAAUUGGCAUUCCUGAUCGUUCUGCUCGAGAGUUUUACAUUCCUGAUCCUGAUCCAAAAUAUGUUAACAAACUCUUUGUUAAUCAUCCUGAUAGGUUUAGACAGUACGGACUAUGGGAGAGAUACACUGAAUUGUAUCCAAAUGGAGAUUUAGUCUAUACAGUUGGAGAGAGUGACUACAAAAAAGAUUGGUUCUUUGCUCAAGUCACUAGGAAAAAGGAUGAGAAGACAUAUCAAGGAACAACAUGGCAAAUAAAGUUCAAACUCGACAACGUUAAUCAAGAGGAAAUAUAUACACUAAGAUUGGCACUGGCAUCUGCAGCUCAAGCUAAAUUACAGGUACGCGUCAAUGAUCCAAGCACGAAUACUCCUUUAUUUUCAAGUGAAGUGAUAGGGAAGGAUAACGCGAUAGCAAGGCAUGGAAUUCAUGGACUCUAUUGGCUGUUCAAUGUGAAUUUGGAGGGUACCAUACUUGUUGAAGGGGAAAAUACCAUAUAUUUGACACAAGCAAAUGCAACCAGUCCUUUUCAAGGGGUCAUGUAUGAUUAUAUCCGUUUAGAAGGACCUCCGUCCCAUGACUAAGGCAAAUUAUUUUACUUCAUUAUCUCGAAAAUAUAUAUACUAACUCUUAGGAAAGAGUUUAAGUUCUAUAUUCUGAUACAGAAGAAAUUGUCGACCCAAUUGUUGGCACAUAGUAUGUAAUUACAUUUAAUGUAACAAACCACAAUCUAUCCUAUCUUUUUAAUAUUUUAUGACGGUUUGAAGUCAAA